AAAGCCGAGCAGGAUCAGGCAGGAGCGGGCAGCAAGGCCGGACAGGCCAUACCAUGGUGGGCAGCUGGGCUGCAGUGCUGGGCUUGGCCCUCUGCCUCGCUGCGGGUGCCGAGCAUGUCCCACCCCAGCCUGCAGCGGGUAAGGACAGCCCAGCCAGCGGGGGGACCCCAAAAGGUCCCACGCCACCCCACCUCGCCAUGUCCCUCCCUGCUGCAGCGCUGCUGCGGGACAAUUUCCGUCUGCAGCCGGGUGACCUGGUGGCCACUGUGGGGCAAGAGCUGGAACUGGACUGUGUCCCCCCCUCUGGCCACCCCGAGCCCCGUGUCACUUGGAAGAAGGACGGGGUGACCUUGGACCCAUCUGGGGAGCGCUACGUGGUGACCGAGGGGAAGCUGCGGGUGAUGGCUGCGCAGCGCAGUGACUCCGGGCUCUACGUCUGCAUGGCGACCAACACGGCAGGACAGAGGGAGAGCAGGGGCGCCCGCGUCACCGUCCUCGAGAAGCCCACCAUCACACGACACCCAAGCGACACAGUGGCAGUGGUUGGUGGCACAGUGGAGCUGGGCUGUGGCGCCCAAGGGGACCCAGUGCCACGCGUGCAGUGGCACAAGGAGCGUGGGGACCUGCCCUGGGGCAGGCAUGAGGUUGACCAGGAGCACACGUUGCACCUCUACGCUGUGACACCCGCUGAUGCCGGCACCUACGUCUGCACGGCGCAGAGCCAGCUGGGCACCGCCGCCGCCACCGCCCACCUACACGUGCAGGACCAGCUGCCACCAGGCCGGCGGGAGCCUACACCACAGGACCUGCUGGCCAUGAGGCUGCACCUGGAGAAUGGCACCACACUGCCUGCUGGCACCGUCUGGCUCCGCUGGAGGAUGGUGACACCAGUGCCUGCACCAGAGGGCUACAUGGUGCUGUACCGCAGCCUGCUCCCUGCCAGCACCUCCUGGGCCCAACACAACGCAGGCAAGGAGCUCAGCACCACCAUCCCUGCACUCCGCAGGGGCCACCAGUAUGAGUUCAAGGUCCGACCUUACUCUGGAGGGACCCAGGGCUUGGACAGCAACAGCAGAAACCUCUGGAUACCCGAGGAAGUGCCAAGUGCGGCACCCCAGAGCGUCACCGUGGCUGAGAAGGGGAAUGGCACCGUGGUCGUGAGCUGGGAGCCACCACCUCCUGAGGCCCACAACGGCAUCAUUCGGGGCUACAAGGUCUGGUCAACGAGCGAGGGCUGGCAGCACCCCACCAACAGGACCGUGUAUGGAGGCACCCGUCACCUGGAAGCCCCCCUGCCCACCUCUGGGGUCGAAUUCUGCGUCCAGGUGGCAGCGUUCACCAGCGUGGGUGCGGGAGUCCCCAGCAAUGUCACCUGCAGCCUCCUGGGUUGGUCAGCAGGGAGCAGCAGGGUGGUGCAGGUGCUGCGUCAGCCCGCUGUCAUUGCAGCCACCAGCUCACUGCUCUGGGUGGCCUUGGUGCUUCUCCUCCUCCUCCUCUGCCAGCGCCGUGCUGGACAGGACAACACCACUCGUGGGGGGCUGGUAGCCAGUGACUCACCCUGGCUUGGUGGCCCCUGGAAGCCUGGCUGUGCCCCUCACAACCUCAGCAGCAGCAGCAGCCUCAGCAGCCGCCUCCUGGGCAGUGAUCCCCAUCCCUCCUCCCUGUCCUUAGAGCAUCCCAGCCUGGGUCCCCCCACACCUCCCCCCCACAGCAGCUGCAGUGGGGGUCACCUGGCAGCCCCUGAGGACACGGGGACCUGCGGGAGGGGACACUUUGGGGUGCACAGCUCCCCCAGCACCCCCACCCCAGCACCCUGGGAGCGUGGACACAAGAAAGCCCACCCAGAGCUGCACCCUGUGCACAGCACCCCAGUGCUGACAGGUGGCCCUGGCCAUGUCCCUGUCACUGGGAGCAGAGACAAGGGGGGCACAGACCUGGGGCUGGGGGCCAGGUGGCCUUGGCCAAGGGGGUCCGAGGGUGACACCGGAGGGGACCCAUGGCGACUGCCAGCCUUCAGCUCCCCCAGAGCUCCCCGGCCACCCCACGCCUGGCACCCGCCCGUCACACGGUCCCCAGCCACUGUGUGCCCCAGUGACAUCUUCCUGGUCACUGGGUGCCCCAAGGACAUCUCCCUGGUCAUCAGACGUCCCAAGGAUGUGUCCUCAGUCACUGGGAUCCCCAAGGAUGUGUCCCCUGUCACCAGGCACCCCAAGGAUGUGUCCCCGGUCACUGGGAUUCCCAGGGACAUGUCUCCAACCACCCAGUGCCCCAAGGACACAUUCUUGGUCACUGAGAGCCCCCAGGAUGUGUCACCUGUCACCAGGCACCCCAGGGACAUGUCCCCAACCACCAGGCACAAGAAGGACAAAAUCUCAGCCACCAGGCCCCCUGAUGAGAUGUCCCCAGUUACCAGGCACCUGAGGAACAUGUCCUCAGUCCCUGGUCACUGCAGGGACAUGGUCCUGGGCAGCAGGUACUCCAAUGAUAUGUCCCCAGCUACCAGGCACCCCAGGGACCCAUCAGUGGUGACCAAGCAGCAGAGGGACACGUUCCUGCCCAGCAGGUACCCUGAGGACAUGUCACCAGUCACCAGGCACCCUGAAGAGAUGUCCCCAGCCUCCAGCCACCGCAAGGACACAUUCUUGAGCAGCAGGUACCCCAAGGACACAAGGACCAGGCUCCCCCAGGACGGGUCCCCACUCCCUGGCCGCCUCUCACCAGUGCUCAGUGAUGGGGUCCUCACACCCCAGCAGGUGGCUGAGGACCUGGAGAUGGACCAGGCCACCACCUGCCCCAGGUCUGCUCCAUCCUCCUGGGACACCACCACAGUGGCUGACGAUCUGAAGAUGGACCAGGCCACCACCAUGUCUCCCUGUAGCCCCCCAGUGCUGCGGUCCUUCUCACCAACACACACCUAUGGCUACAUCUAUGGGCCUCCAGCCUCUGAGUUGGACGAGGGGGAGGAGGAGGAGGAGGAGGAGGAGGAGGAAGAAGAGCAGCCAGGGAUGAGGGGCUCUCUGGGGGGUUCCCUACUCAACGGUUGGGGCUCUGUCUCAGAGGACAACUUGGCCAGUGCCCGCUGCAGCUUGGUGAGCUCCUGUGAUGGCUCCUUCCUCCUGGACGCCUCCUUUGCACGGGCACUGGCAGUGGCUGUCGAUGGCCUCUGCUUCAGCCUCGAGGACACCGAUGAGAGCUACAGGGGUCCCUCACCAUCGCUGUCCCCCUUGGAGAGGAUCUUCUCCCCCGAUGUCCCCAUCCCCCCCCUGGGACUGGGGGACAGUGCUGGGGGUUCCACCGCAGGGUGGUCACAGGACAGGGAUCAGCAGCAUCUGGGCUGGGGCAGGUGACAAGCCCAGGACAGGGAACACAGAAGUGUGGCAGUCCCCAGGGGGUGGGACACGGCAGGUUCAGAGUCCCCUCAGCUCAGCAAAACUCCAGCUUUAUUAAAAUGUUCCCCAAACAGGGGCAAAAGCCACCCAAAAGGGUAGGGGGCAUCAAGGUGGGUGGGUGUCCCUCCUUCUCCAGUGUCCUUGUCCUCCUCAAGUGUCCCCAUCCUCACCCUCCCCAGCACUCUCAUCCUCCCCCAUGUCCUCAUGCCCUCCCAGUGCCCUUGUCCCUCCCCAGUGUCCUCCCCUUUCCCCACCAUCCUUGUCCCCAACCAUCCUCACCUGGCCCAAGCACCAUUGUUCAUCCUAAGUGUCUUUGUCCUUUCCCAUUGACCCCUCAAUGUCCCCAUCCCCACUGACCAUCCUCAUUCCUUCUACUCUCCUUGCCCCUCCUGACCAUCCAUAUCCUUCCUCAGCGUCCUUGUCCCCACUUUGGCCACCCGUGGCCCUUCCAGGUCUUCUCAUCCCUCCCAAGCCACCUUGAAUGUCCUUGUGUUUCCUCCAAGUGUCCUUGUCCCUCCCAACCAUCCUCAUCCACAGGGUCCUCAACCUUCCAAAAAGUCCUUGUUCCCAAGAUCCUUGUCCCUCCUGAGCACCUUUUUCCCUCCCAAAUGUCCUUGUCCUCAGGAUCCUCACCACUCCCAAACAUCCUUGUCACUCCCAACUCUCCUUGAGCCCCCCUGAGCAUCCUCAUCCCCCUCUCUUGCUGUCAGCCUCCGGCCACUGGCUUUGUGUCACCCUGAUGCCACUCAGAAAUUAAAGAUCCCUCC
This is a messenger RNA of Calypte anna (Anna's hummingbird), 4156 nucleotides long. RefSeq names its product roundabout guidance receptor 4 (gene ROBO4). Gene Ontology annotation, molecular function: protein binding; axon guidance receptor activity. The transcript is spliced from 15 exons. Gene Ontology annotation, biological process: homophilic cell-cell adhesion; synapse organization. The record is from RefSeq and is a predicted model, not a curated record. Gene Ontology annotation, cellular component: plasma membrane; neuronal cell body; axon. The coding region runs from base 54 to 3347 and encodes 1097 amino acids. Lineage: Eukaryota; Metazoa; Chordata; Aves; Apodiformes; Trochilidae.